ACCUACACCUCAUCUUCACCCGUUUCACUCCAAACACAGAAAUGGCGAUAAGCCUGACGAACACGUUCCUCCAAGGAAAGCCUUGUCCACCCCUUCCCAUCACCAACAAGGUGAGAGCGGUUGAGAACUACCGGCCUGUGGUGACGUGCAGGAAGAAGGAUAUACACCCGCAGUUCCACGAGGACGCAAAGGUGUACUGCAAUGGAGAGCUGGUGAUGACCACGGGCGGGACCCAGAAGGACUACUCGGUGGACGUGUGGUCCGGCAACCAUCCCUUCUACCUCGGCAACCGCUCGGCGCUCCUCAUCGACGCCGACCAGGUCGAGAAGUUCCGCAAGAGGUAUGGAGACAUCGCGCAGAUCAUGGACAUCCCCGUGCUCAAGGGGGAGAUUGUGCUUCCUUCAAAGCGCAAAGCCAUUUCGGUCAAAGGGGGCAAGAAGAAGUAGACGGAGGAAAAAUUGGUGUGGAAUUUGGGGGUUUCGGACUAUUUUUAAGCGUUUCCUGACAUUGGGAAAAUUGGGUUUGUUGGUAUGUAUUGUCCUAUAACGAAAUGCAUAUUAUCUGUUUGUGGAAACGUCUGUUAUGAAUAUGAAGCAUAAAAUUCGAUA
Molecule: messenger RNA, 608 nt
Organism: Corylus avellana
Lineage: Eukaryota; Viridiplantae; Streptophyta; Magnoliopsida; Fagales; Betulaceae
Product: Ribosomal protein L31
Biological process (GO): translation
Cellular component (GO): ribosome
Molecular function (GO): structural constituent of ribosome
Source: RefSeq, a predicted model, not a curated record